Molecule: messenger RNA, 552 nt
Organism: Vicia villosa (hairy vetch)
Lineage: Eukaryota; Viridiplantae; Streptophyta; Magnoliopsida; Fabales; Fabaceae
Exons: 1
Coding region: 1-552 (183 amino acids)
Source: RefSeq, a predicted model, not a curated record
AUGAUUUUGAUAAUCAGCUUGUAUGAAGAUGAUCUAAUCUACACAGGCAAUAAUAAAAAGAUGUUUGAAGGUUUCAAAGAAUCUAUGAAGAAGAUGUUUGCCAUGACUGAUAUGGGGAUGAUUCGAUACUUUAUAGGGGUGGAAAUGAAACAAGAAAGUAAUGGAAUUUUCAUAGGCCAACAAAAAUAUGCCAAUGAGGUUCUCACAAGAUUUGGCAUUGAUGAAUCCAACAAAGUUUGUAACCCUAUUGUGUUAGGUUAUAGGUUGACAAAGGAUGAAAGUGGCAAGCUAGUUGAUGCCACAAACUACAAGCAGAUGGUGGGGAACUUGAUGUGUCUACUUGCUACUAGGUAUGAUAUUUCAUAUUCUGUCUGCCUGGUGGCAAGGUAUAUGGAGCGACCAAUUGAAGCUCACUUGGAAGCAACAAAAAGGAUCCUGAGGUAUUUCAAAGGAACUGUGAAUCUGGGAAUUCUUUAUAAAAUAAAUGAGGAAGCGAUGUUGCAAGGGUGGUUGGACUCUGGUUAUGCACGAGAUAAUGAUGAUAAAAAAUAG